Messenger RNA from Serpula lacrymans var. lacrymans S7.9, 405 nucleotides. RefSeq lists its product as uncharacterized. NCBI's taxonomy places the organism in Eukaryota, Fungi, Basidiomycota, Agaricomycetes, Boletales, Serpulaceae. The record is from RefSeq and is a predicted model, not a curated record. The coding region runs from base 1 to 405 and encodes 134 amino acids. The transcript has a single exon. Gene Ontology annotation, molecular function: nucleic acid binding; zinc ion binding.
AUGCAAUUCAGUGGCGGAUCCACCACCAAAAACAACUAUUCCCAGAGGAGCCCUGGGUUAUCAAACCAACAUAAUCAUUCUCAAGGGUUCAAGCUGUUCGGGCUGCAACCAGGGCAGGGAGCCCCUAUGGAUAUCAGCAUGGUCCAAAGUGAACAAAUGCGCAGAUUCAAGGGGAACUGCUACAAUUGCAGCCAAGAGGGACACAUGUCCCAAGAUUGCAGAAACGGGGUGCAGACUGCUCACCAAAAAAAUAACCAAGGGUGCCAGGCGCGCCAAUUAGAAGCAGAGAAACCAGAUGAUUGGCUCACUACUCUGGCCGGUCAUUCGUAUGACGAAAUCCGAGCUUUCUUCUAUGACCAACAGGUCAACAAGAUGAAAGCCCAGGGAAAAGAAUUUGGAGCUUAG